Messenger RNA from Spinacia oleracea (spinach), 1337 nucleotides. RefSeq lists its product as uncharacterized. The record is from RefSeq and is a predicted model, not a curated record. Gene Ontology annotation, cellular component: post-mRNA release spliceosomal complex; U2-type spliceosomal complex. NCBI's taxonomy places the organism in Eukaryota, Viridiplantae, Streptophyta, Magnoliopsida, Caryophyllales, Amaranthaceae. Bases 157 to 1071 code for a protein of 304 amino acids. The transcript has 7 exons. Gene Ontology annotation, biological process: mRNA splicing, via spliceosome.
UUUGUAUUUUAGUUUUUUUUUAUUAACGGGAACCGCGAAAGAAGUUUAGCGUCGCUCGCUACUGGUACCCAUAGCUUGUCAAACAGAAAUCCAAAUCCCCAAUUCAGUAACUCAAGACCCUAAUUUUGAAGCAAAACCAACCCAAGACAUCUCAAAAUGUCUACUCUUGCAGCCGCUCGAGCUGAUAAUUUCUACUACCCUCCAGAAUGGGACCCAAGUCAGGGCGGUCUCAACAAGUUUCAUGGUCAACAUGCUUUAAGAGAGAGGGCAAAAAAAAUAGAUCAAGGCAUCCUAAUUAUAAGGUUUGAAAUGCCUUUUAAUAUAUGGUGUGAAGGAUGUGAAUCUAUGAUAGCAAAGGGUGUAAGGUUCAAUGCAGAGAAAAAACAAGUUGGAAACUACUACUCCACGAAGAUAUGGAGCUUCACUAUGAAGGCAGCUUGCUGCAAACAUGAGAUUGAGAUUCAAACAGAUCCAAAAAAUUGUGAGUAUUUGAUAAUGAAGGGUGCUCGGCGAAAAAUUGAAGAGUAUGACGCAGAGGAUGCAGAAAUUUUGGAACUCCCUACAGAUGAAGAAAGAGGCAAACUUGUGGAUCCAUUUUACCGUCUUGAGCAUCAAGAGGAAGACUUGAAGAAAAAAAAAGAAGAAGAGCCAGUACUUGUACGUCUUCAGCGUGCAUCUGAUGCAAGACAUUCUGAUGACUAUGCCAUCAAUAAAGCACUCCGGGCGCGAUUGAGGAGCCAGAAGAAGAGAGUCAGUGAAGAAGAAGGUGCGUCUAGGAAAAGGGGUCUUAAUAUACGAUUGCUACCAGGAUCCAAUGAAGAUGCCGCUACUGCUUCCCGUAUAAAGUUCCCGACUAAGUUUGAUGAAAAUAGGAAGCUUAAACGAGCAUUGAUUUCUACAUCCUCGAUCUUCUCUGGAUCAUCUGGAUCUUCCUUAAGUGAUAGGCGCUUGGAGCUUGAGUCUAAAAGAAGGAAGAUCAAAGCAGCCAAAGUUUCAAAUCUGCUGGCAGGAGGAUUUAAGCCCUCUUCUUGGGCACAGAGUGGUGUUUCUUCAGGCAGACACAGGUCCUGAGAGACCAGGUGAAACACGAAUAGAAAAUUUUGGACGCCCAGUCUCCUUCAGCACCUACUCCCUAAUUGUAGCAAACAAGUUGGUUUCCCUUUGUAUGUUGGUGGUACAAGUCUAAAAUCAAAUCGAGAAUUUGAAUGACUGGUUUUAUGUUUUCCUUGAAAUUCUACUUGUAAAUUUUUACGCCGUAGGUCUUUGUAAGUUUGUGUAAGUAUUUGUAUUAUUUCAUGGGUUUAUGAUAUGACAAGUUGGUAUGUUGAUGCACUGUA